Molecule: messenger RNA, 991 nt
Organism: Dendroctonus ponderosae (mountain pine beetle)
Lineage: Eukaryota; Metazoa; Arthropoda; Insecta; Coleoptera; Curculionidae
Exons: 3
Coding region: 78-794 (238 amino acids)
Biological process (GO): signal transduction
Molecular function (GO): protein binding
Source: RefSeq, a predicted model, not a curated record
GUGUGCCAUUGAAAUUUGAAAUGUCAAUUUAUGAUGUAUAGUCUGUGGAUGUAUAUAUCAUAGGUAUAUAUGUCUAUAUGUCUGUAAUCUGUAAAUUGCGGAAUGUAUUAUUGAGAAGGUAUUGGUUUUCGUUGCUUUGUUUUCUUAAAUUUAAAGCUUUAAUCAUGUCGGAAACUUUCGAAACUACGACUGAUGCGCUACCUAGCCAACCAAGGGGCGAUGAAAAUAAAUGGGAGUCAAAUAAUGGAAAGACGGCAAAGGAAUAUCAAUCCACAGCAAAUGAACGGAAUAGAAGUGGCACGAAUAGUCCACCCUUGCGUGGGUCAAAGAACAGCAAGAGUAAAAAGAAACCAGGAUCAGGAAAUUUUUUUAUUCACGUAGUCGAUUCGCCUUAUGCACAUGUGGGACAUGUAUUUCACAGUCACAAUUAUAACACAGCUUGCACGAAACAUUCUCUAAUCAGAAAAGAGGACGAUGUGAAAGAAACAGAACAAACUGCAGCUAUAAAAAAAAACAAAAAACCAGUGACAAGUGAGGAUAUUGAUGCUGUGGCAUGUCACAUUGGAAAUGGAUGGGAAAACACUUUUACGCAAUUAGGUUUUGAUGAUAAUCAGAUUCUUAUUUAUAAACAGAAAUGUAGUAAGAAUGUUGAGAUCAACAAGGCAUUGUUGAGAGAUUGGACGAGGAAGAACGGCAAGGAUAAUGCCACUGUAGGGGUUUUGGCCCAAGUUCUGUGGAAUACCAACCAGAGAAAAGCUGUGAAAAUCUGGGCGUCCACAUACGAUCUAGUUUAAAUGAUGGACCUUAACGUUUCUCGGUUGUUCUUGAUCCUAAUGCCACGUGCCAGCUGUGAGCCGACAGGAAACAGAUUAACGAUUUAUAAUUUAUAUAUCACUCACAAAUGUUCAUAUUUUUUAUCAUGUAAAAAGUUUCGUAUAAAAAUAAGAAUUGUUGAGCCUUUAAUAUUAACAAUAUAUCUAUAUAAACAAUA